Nymphaea colorata (pocket water lily) is the source of this 1243-nucleotide messenger RNA. Its product is annotated as annexin-like protein RJ4. The coding region runs from base 127 to 1068 and encodes 313 amino acids. Gene Ontology annotation, cellular component: cytoplasm. The record is from RefSeq and is a predicted model, not a curated record. The transcript is spliced from 6 exons. Lineage: Eukaryota; Viridiplantae; Streptophyta; Magnoliopsida; Nymphaeales; Nymphaeaceae. Gene Ontology annotation, molecular function: calcium-dependent phospholipid binding; calcium ion binding.
UUUCUUUUUUUGCCAUCCCCUGUGUGUGCUCUAUAAGAGCCUUGCUGAGUCCACUGUCUUUUCAUCACCGACUCUCACCAUCUUCUUGCGUGGAAAGAAGUGCUGGUGGUGUUUCAGAGAGAAAGAAUGGCAACCAUCACCAUUCCUCACCCUGUUCCUCCACCAACAGAGGACGCUGAGAGGCUCAAGAAGGCCUUCCAAGGGUGGGGCACGGAUGAGAAGGCCGUCAUAUCUGUCUUGGCUCACAGGAACGCUGCUCAACGCAACGCUAUCAGACAGGCUUACCAAGAACUGUAUGGUGAGGAUCUCAUCAAACGUCUGGAGAAAGAAUUAUCUGGCGACUUCGAGAGAGCUGUUUAUCGAUGGAUGCAUGAUCCGGUCGAGAGAGAGGCGAUCAUAGCGAAUGUGGCAGUCAAGAAGGAGAUAGAUUACAGGGUCAUAGUGGAGUUGGCUGCCGCUCGAUCCUCAAAUGAACUCUUGGCGAUAAGGCAGGCCUACCAUGCUCGUUACAAGUGUUCUCUUGAAGAGGAUGUUGCUGCUCACUCUCAUGGCGAUCUUCGCAAGCUUCUUGUAGGACUUGUCACUGCGUAUAGGUAUGAAGGUCCAGAAGUGGAUGCAAACCUUGCAAAAUCUGAGUCGAAGACCCUCAGGACUGCUAUUGAUGGCAAGGCAUACAACCAUGAAGAGGUCAUCCGUAUCUUGACAACCAGGAGCAAAGCACAGCUCAGAGCUACCUUUAACAGAUACAAAGAUGACUACAACAAUUUUAUCACUAAGGAUCUGAAGGCCACCGCUGAUGAAUUUCUUUCAGCAUUGCGAGCAGUGAUCAGAUCCAUCUAUGCUCCUCACAACUAUUAUGAAAAGGUACUGCGACUGUCGGUGAACAAGGGGACUGAUGAAGAUGCUUUGACUCGAGUGAUUGUCACACGCGCUGAGUUCGACCUCAAGAAUAUACAGGAAGAGUAUUUCAAUAGGAGCAGCAUCACCCUCGAUCAGGUGGUUUCUAAGAAGACUUCUGGUGAUUACAGGGAAUUCCUCCUUGCCUUGCUGGGUACCGGGAAAUACUAGAGCCGAGGAACCGUCACCGUGGUCGUCUGUUUGAUGCACUCUUUAGUUCUGUGUGUUGCUUUUUGUGGGAAGUCUUGAUGGCUUCGGAUGUUAUAAGUGAAUAAUGUUGAACUCUAUGAGGUGUGCUUUUUCAUAUGAGAUAAUGCAGAGACUCGUGUGUGGUUCAUCUUAAAAA